Messenger RNA from Camelina sativa (false flax), 1033 nucleotides. Its product is annotated as jacalin-related lectin 22-like. NCBI's taxonomy places the organism in Eukaryota, Viridiplantae, Streptophyta, Magnoliopsida, Brassicales, Brassicaceae. The record is from RefSeq and is a predicted model, not a curated record.
CCGUGUGAGCUACUCAAGUUCGAAUAUUGCAAUGGAGACGUCUGGGUACCCUCAGUCUCGCAAGUUGGUGGACUUGAUGGAUUUGAGCGCAUUAAGGAUUUGAUAACUCAUUCCCAUGGAGAGGAGCCACCAGAAGAACCAAAAGAGUUUGCGAUGCUCGAUGAUGAUGAAUACAUUACAUCCAUAGAGGGAACUUGCCAUGGUUAUCAUGUUUCCUCGAAUUUGAGAGCGGUGACCUCUUUAAAAUUCAAAACAUCAUUUCAGAGAGAGUCACCACUAUUUGGUAAAGAGGACGGUAAAAAGUUCAUCAUCAAAGGGGAGGGUUUUCACACUAGACUUUUCGGCUUCAGAGGAUCAUCAGACCUCGAUCGUCUAGCUGCUCUCCAAGCCUAUUUCACCGUGGCACCUCCUUGGACAUGUUCAGUGGUAAAAGGUGCAUUAUACAAAGAAUGUGGGACUAGGUGGGAUGAUGGAAUACAUGGUAGGGUCCAUAACAUUACAAUAACUAGUGAGUGGCCAAAAAUCUAUUCUAUCAAAUUGGGGUAUAUUGAUCAUGAUGAACAUAUCAUUCGCUAUGGAGGUUACCGUGAAGAACCGAAUAUAGAUGUUGAUGAUGAUGGCACAAUUCUUGUGCAUACACAGUUUAGUUUUCACAUAUUCGCUUGAGGUCGGUGCUGAUGAUUUUGUCACCUCCGUUGAAGUAGGCAUGUCAAAUUAUCUUGGUUUUCUCUCCAUAGCUAUGCUGAAAAUUAAGACAAACAGGGGAAGAGCUCAAGUGUUAGGAUACGAUCCUACUGGCCAGUGAAAUAUGCCAAAAGGCUCAUUUUGCACAAGAGAGAUCAUAAGAUAGUGGGUUUCUUUGGAAGAGGUUCGGGGUUUCUUGAAGAUAUUGGUGUUUACUUUGAGCCAAUUAAUGGUGAAUAAGCCUCUUUUCCUUAGUAUUUGCUUUUCAUUGCUACUCUUAUCUUUUUUCUUUGUGUCUCUAUGUCUUAGUCUCUCUGUAUUUGGUUUUUAAAUGUAUCUCUAUGUCUUA